This is a messenger RNA of Drosophila grimshawi, 2341 nucleotides long. RefSeq lists its product as uncharacterized. Gene Ontology annotation, biological process: regulation of DNA-templated transcription. The coding region runs from base 104 to 2077 and encodes 657 amino acids. Lineage: Eukaryota; Metazoa; Arthropoda; Insecta; Diptera; Drosophilidae. Gene Ontology annotation, molecular function: RNA polymerase II cis-regulatory region sequence-specific DNA binding; DNA-binding transcription factor activity, RNA polymerase II-specific; ATP binding. Gene Ontology annotation, cellular component: nucleus. The record is from RefSeq and is a predicted model, not a curated record. The transcript is spliced from 5 exons.
AAGUGUGCGACUUUUUAGAUUAGCUAAAACCAAAACAAAGAGGGAAAAGAAACAAAAUCAAAGAAGAGAAAGGAGAUUAACCAUAUCGGAAUUAGCAGUAAUAAUGCACAUUUCGGCUGAGGUCAGUUCGACCACCUCAAAUCAAACACACCAGCAGCAGCAGCAACAACACCAGCAGCUACAACAGCAGCAACAUCAGCAGCAGCAACAGGUGACACAGCAGCAGCAUACAACUGCUACAACAACAAUAACAACAACCAGCAGCACAACGAAGCGACGCAAUGUGGAGUCAAAUAACAACAACAACAGCACCACCAACAAUAACAAUAACAACAACAACAACAAUAAUAAUAACAAUAGCAGCAAAAGCAAACCCGUGGAUACAAGCCCGUAUCUGACGCCCGAAAAUCUGAUCGAACGCACCGUCGAUGUCCUGCUUGCCGAACAUCCUGGCGAACUUGUCAAAACGGGCUCACCGCACGUGGUGUGCACAACGCUGCCCACGCACUGGCGCUCCAAUAAGACGCUGCCCAUUGCCUUUAAGGUGCUGGCCCUGGGCGAGGUCAUGGAUGGCACCAUUGUCACCAUACGUGCCGGCAACGAUGAGAACUUUUGUGGUGAGCUGCGCAACUGUACCGCCGUGAUGAAGAAUCAGGUGGCCAAAUUCAACGAUCUUCGAUUUGUGGGUCGCAGCGGCCGAGGUAAGAGCUUCACGCUGACAAUUGUCAUCUCAACGAACCCCAUACAGAUCGCCACCUACACGAAGGCAAUCAAGGUGACGGUGGAUGGGCCAAGGGAGCCGCGCUCCAAGGUGCGUCAUCAGGGCUUUCAUCCGUUCGCAUUUGGACCACAACGCUUUGGGCCGGAUCCACUUAUGGCCGGAUUGCCAUUUAAGUUGCCAGGAUUCGCACAUCAUCUGGUCGGAAUGCACAGCCAUCUGCAUGCACCCGAUUGGCGAGCUCACAUGGCACUGGGUGGUCGUCCCGGCUUUCCCGCUGGCCCCUUCUUUGCGCACCACCAUGGAGCUGCCUUUCCGGCAACUGCAGCGAGCGGCAUACGUGGAUUGAGCGAGAAUCAGCAGCCGCUGGCGACGGUUGGAGCGGCGCAUAGCACCACCAGUCCGGAGGGCUCACCCACAACAACGACGAGUGCGACGCUGAGCGCUUUUGUGCAGCCGGCGGCGUGUAAUGCCAGUGUGGGCAGCUCGCCACCAUUGACGCUGAGUAGCAUGCAGCACCACGACAAUAACAACAACAAUAGCAGCAGCAAUAUCGAUGCGGGAUUCGAGAGCGAUAGCAUCUCGGUGACGGGAUCGCCGCGCAAGAGCAUCAGCUCACUGACGCACGACGACGAGGAGUCGCAACCGAACCUGGAUCCGGAGGCCGAGACGGAUGCAGAAGCGGAGGCGGGUCGCAGUCGCAGCCCCACGCUGCUCAGUGCAGAUGCCAGCAGCGUGGCAACGCCAACAGAGCCUGCACCUGGCAGCGGCGGCGCAUUCACAGCACUCAUCCAACGAAGCAAGAAUCCCACAGAGCUAUUUGGCGGCUUUGCGGCCGCCGGUGCCGCUAGUCAUUUUGCACCGGCGGCGCACAGUUUUAAUCCUGCUCUGGCGGCACAGCUUUUCCUGCAGAGCCCACUGCUGCCCCAGUCCAGUCAAUGGCUCUACACUCAGCUCUAUGGCAGCUACAGCGAUCUACCUUGGCUACGCAGUGCGGCGGCAGCAGCGGCAGCCAGCACAACACCGCAACAGCAGCAACAGCAACAGCAGCAGCAGCAGCAGCAGCAACAGCUGCAGGAUUCGGUGGUUCCCCUAGUGGCAUCUGGUGAUGCUGAUGGUGUCAAUCUAGUUAAGCGUUGCGUCACACUGAUUACGCAUAAUCCACCGGAUGCAGAGAAUGCCAAUCCGAAUGCAUCGCCGCCAGUUAGCUCCACACGCCGCUCACCCUCGCCGGUGGAGACAAUUGAUCUGGACGAUGUUAGCACCACAUCGAGAUCGGCCAGCGGAUCCAGUGGCGCCGGUGGACCUAUACGCACUCGUACGCCAAAGCCGACAUCGGAUGUCUGGCGUCCCUACUAGCGACUGGCUGCCGCCUUGCUGGGCAAUUGUCUGGCGGCACAGGGACAGGGACAGGGACUGGCACUGGGACAAGGAUUGAGUCAGGGUCAGGGGGCGCAGCAGUAGGCUGAGGUUUAUUAUGAAUUUAGGUCAUAUCUGUAACGUGCGAGGGUUGAUCUAGAGUUGAUCAUUGAUUGAGAUUGAGUUUCUCACACUUAUCACAUUCAGAAUUUUGCAUAUUCCAACUAAAAUUCAAACCCAGAUAUUGAUUUAGAAAAAGAAGAC